AUGAGAUUGCUGACGAAAUCAUCGAGUGUGCUCGUGGUGAAAAGCGUCAAGUGUGCUGAAGUGCCACAGUUUAUCUGCCAGUGCACUGUAAACAAACCCAGUUUUGAAUCCCUGCUCAAGAACAAACCCAGUUUUGAAUCCCUGCUCAAGAACAAACCCAGUUUUGAAUCCCUGCUCAAGAACAAACACAGUUUUGAAUCCCUGCUCAAGAACAAACACAGUUUUGAAUCCCUGCUCAAGAACAAACCCAGUUUUGAAUCCCUGCUCAAGAACAAACCCAGUUUUGAAUCCCUGCUCAAGAACAAACCCAGUUUUGAAUCCCUGCUCAAGAACAAACCCAGUUUUGAAUCCCUGCUCAAGAACAAACCCAGUUUUGAAUCCCUGCUCAAGAACAAACCCAGUUUUGAAUCCCUGCUCAAGAACAAACACAGUUUUGAAUCCCUGCUCAAGAACAAACACAGUUUUGAAUCCCUGCUCAAGAACAAACCCAGUUUUGAAUCCCUGCUCAAGAACAAACACAGUUUUGAAUCCCUGCUCAAGAACAAACCCAGUUUUGAAUCCCUGCUCAAGAACAAACCCAGUUUUGAAUCCCUGCUCAAGAACAAACCCAGUUUUGAAUCCCUGCUCAAGAACAAACCCAGUUUUGAAUCCCUGCUCAAGAACAAACACAGUUUUGAAUCCCUGCUCAAGAACAAACCCAGUUUUGAAUCCCUGCUCAAGAACAAACCCAGUUUUGAAUCCCUGCUCAAGAACAAAUCCAGUUUUGAAUCCCUGCUCAAGAACAAACCCAGUUUUGAAUCCCUGCUCAAGAACAAACCCAGUUUUGAAUCCCUGCUCAAGAACAAACCCAGUUUUGAAUCCCUGCUCAAGAACAAACCCAGUUUUGAAUCCCUGCUCAAGAACAAACACAGUUUUGAAUCCCUGCUCAAGAACAAACCCAGUUUUGAAUCCCUGCUCAAGAACAAACCCAGUUUUGAAUCCCUGCUCAAGAACAAAUCCAGUUUUGAAUCCCUGCUCAAGAACAAACCCAGUUUUGAAUCCCUGCUCAAGAACAAACCCAGUUUUGAAUCCCUGCUCAAGAACAAACCCAGUUUUGAAUCCCUGCUCAAGAACAAACCCAGUUUUGAAUCCCUGCUCAAGAACAAACCCAGUUUUGAAUUCCUGCUCAAGAACAAACCCAGUUUUGAAUCCCUGCUCAAGAACAAACCCAGUUUUGAAUCCCUGCUCAAGAACAAACCCAGUUUUGAAUCACUGCUCACGAAAAAAAUGUUGUUGUUUUAA
Amyelois transitella is the source of this 1281-nucleotide messenger RNA. Its product is annotated as adhesive plaque matrix protein-like. The coding region runs from base 1 to 1281 and encodes 426 amino acids. Lineage: Eukaryota; Metazoa; Arthropoda; Insecta; Lepidoptera; Pyralidae. The record is from RefSeq and is a predicted model, not a curated record. The transcript has 2 exons.